AUGUGCGAUUUAAAAUUAGAGAAGAAUGACAUCAUAGUAUUUAACGCUACGCAAUCUUUCGGCCUAGGAUUAGCAGGAAAUUAUACGGUCCUGAGGGUUUAUCUCAUCGAAUGUUUGCCAAUGAAAAAAAGAGAAAUUUGUAUGGCUGUCGUAGAUAUUGCUUGGAUCCUCGGUUAUCUGUUCGCUUUAGGCGUAUCUUGGUCUUUAGUUCCAUCAAUUAUACGAAUGUUGUAUCAAAAAUUUCGUCCAAAUUCAUGGCGAGUUUUAUCUGGAAUUGGUGGUGCACCUAGUUUGAUCAUAGGUUGUGCUAUUAGUUUACUUCCAGAAACACCUAGGUUUUUGUUGUAUCAACAACGUCAGGAAGAAGCUUUACAAGUUCUUCGACAAAUUUAUGCUAUUAAUAAUUCCAAACACAUUGAAACUUAUCCGGUAUUUUUUGAUCAAGCAUUAAUUUGA
Polistes dominula (European paper wasp) is the source of this 456-nucleotide messenger RNA. RefSeq lists its product as uncharacterized. Gene Ontology annotation, cellular component: membrane. NCBI's taxonomy places the organism in Eukaryota, Metazoa, Arthropoda, Insecta, Hymenoptera, Vespidae. Gene Ontology annotation, biological process: transmembrane transport. Gene Ontology annotation, molecular function: transmembrane transporter activity. The record is from RefSeq and is a predicted model, not a curated record.